ACGACGCACCGAGCGGGCAAUCUCCGGGGUCCGAACUUGACGUGAGCCGUUCACCGAGUCCGGGGAACUCUUCGCCGUCCGCCGUGAGCUCUGCGCCCUCGUCUCUCUUUUUAGUUCGCGCAGGAAAUGGAUCGCGCAGUAGCGGCACCCCCGGCACAACCGUCGGGCACUCUGCGUUUGGUGCUCGCCGCGUUGGCCGUGCUGACGCUGGGAGCGAAGGAGAGUCGUGCGUAUCCUCCGGACUGCGCGGGGGUGGUCUGCCCCCCAAACGACCGCUGCAUCGCAGAGAGCUCGGAGCCCCCCACUUGCUGCCCGACGUGCCUUCAGCUGGGCUGCACCUGCCAGGGAUAUCAGUACUAUGACUGCGUCGCUGCCGGAUACACAAAUGGAAAGGUGCCGGAGGGGCACGUCUACUACGUCGACGACGGCACCACGGCAUGCUCGUGCCCCGCGGGAGGCGGCUCCAUCAGCUGCAGCUUCAUGACCUGCCCAGACCUCCCGUCCAACUGCAUCGAGGAGGUCCACCGGCCGCUCGACCACUGCCCCGUGUGCCUCCGCGCCGGCUGCGUCUCGGACAGUGGCCACAAUCACGACGCCGGGUUCACCUUCCGCCUGCCAGGCUGCCGCGUCUGCCACUGCCCCCUUGGGGAAUCGCAGCUGCUGUGCUACACCGUCCCGGGCUGCGACUCGGCUGUCGAUUUUGCUGCCGCCACCCCUCCAGUGGAGGGCACUCGAGGGGAUGACCGUGGUGAACAUGGCUACGGUGGUCGUUAUGAGAAUGCCGCUUCUGCCGCUGCUGUUGCUGGACGUGGUGGUGAUUAUAAUGGCGGUGGCGACGACGGUGGCGACGGUGGCGACGGCGGUGGCUUUGCUUAUGGCAUUGGAUCAGAGCCCUCGCCGGUGGACAACAGGGGAGGCAGGCGAGGGGAUGACUACGGUAUAGACGGCGACGACAGUCAUUAUGAUAAUGCUGGUGGCGAUGGUUUUGCUUACGGAUUUGACCCGGGACUCGCAGAGCAUCCUGAUUAUCUAUGGCAUGCGAAUGCCCUGCCCUCGUAUCCAUUGUACGGGGACGUGGGUGCGAGUUAUCUAAGUCCCGGUGUGCUGGAUCCAUCCUUGCCAAAACAUCAGCCCCACCCAGUGGACCUGUCAGGCAUGCGAGAAGUGCAGCCGGAUCUGCGUGUGCCACUCGGAGUGGCAAACGGCCUUCACGACCCAUCAGUGAAUGAACUGCCCCCCAUUAGAUUUCAUUUCAGCGAAACGGCCUCUGCAAAGGUACCCGAGUACGUUGACGCUGCAUCCAACUUGGAGAGAAGUGCAGAACUUGCAGACAAUUAUGUGACUCGGUCAGAAGGUGAAAACUAUGAUGACAGGAGUGACGAGAAAGAGGGUAACAAUCUUGAUGGGCCAAGGGCAUGGCACAGUGGAAUUGUUCUUACUCAGGAGGUAGAAAACACACUCAGGUCUCCCGUAUCACCGGCCGCAGCGACAAUGCCGACGGACAGCGGGGAAAGCGGUGGCAUCUCGGAGCACGGAGAGAUCGUAAACGACAAGGCGCAUGGCACAGCAGCCGCCCCGCACAGAGAGAAGCACGGACAACUCUCUCCUGAAGGUAAUGGGCGCUUCGACACGUCGGGCACCAUCGGUCAGGCGUUCGACUCGGACGCUGCCGGAUGGAUAACGGUCAAGGAUGCCUCAUCUGUGACCGGGACGACGGCCGCCAAAGAAGUGUCCGAGGUACAAGCGACGAUCGGAUGGCACCGUGGCCAGAAUAGAGGAGUGACCACUGAGUGGGUGCGGGACUCCAGCGCUCAUGGCUCCACCACCACUGCCGCCACGACCGCCGCAGUCGCUCCUGCACCGCCUGAUGCUGAUAUCACGGGACCACCGGCGCCAGCGGCCAUCUCUGCUCUCGCUUCUCUGGAGGAGCUGAUCGGGAGCUGCUGUGACGAGGGGCGAUCGUGGGCGAUGGCCACGGGUCGCUGCGAGGACGUGGCCUCAAAAACUCGCGGAGCCACGGAAGAGUGCAGGAUCACGCAGGAGCAGUGCUGCCUUGCUGCUGUGCAGGAGUCGCAGUGCGGAGCGGGGAUCUCUGUGGCCAAGAGGAGCGGCUUCUGCACCGCUGAACCUUUGGAUCAGUGUGGGGCCGUGCAUUAUAAGCAAUGCUGCGAGUGCUGCUCGCUGGGCCUGCGGGCCAGGCGACGGGGCCGCGACUGCGAGGCGUCGCUGGGCUCCCUGGGCUCCCCGGGCUCGCUGGGCUCGCUGUGCGCGCUCGUUAUGCGCAGCUGCUGCCGGGAGCCCGAGACGGCGGCGGCGGUGGUGACGACGGCCCAGGCAGCGGCUCUCGGGACCCAGAUGUCCGUCGGUCCGGCGUUCAGCACCGCCGCCCCCAGGGUCACGCUGGAGCCAAUGGACGGCAGCGCUGAGACGUUGGAUGGGAGCGCGGAGGGAACGGAGCCCGGGGCCACGGUUCCCAGCCACAGCAUCGUAGCAGCAGCAGCGGACGUGGAGGCGUUCAGUGGAGAAGAGGACGCGGCCGCAACGGAACUCUGCCAAGGAGGUGCUUGCGCCCAGCUGUGCCACGCGACGGAGCAAGGCACCGUCUGUACUUGCAGCGCAGGCUUCCGCGAGCGAGGCCCAGGGGACACUUGUGCCGACAUUGAUGAAUGCGAGAGCGGCGCUCACAACUGCUCCGAGGGCCAGGAAUGCAGAAACACUUGGGGCUCCUUCGUUUGCUCCGAGGCCGACGAGAGCUGUCGCAGAGGCUUCGUCCGAAACCCGCGCGGACGCUGCGUCGACGUGAACGAGUGCCUGGCUGUGAGCCGCGCCUGCGGGCCGGCUCAGCGCUGCGUCAACUCCCCCGGCUCCUUCUCCUGCGAGCGCGGUGGCGGCUGCGACAGCGGCUAUCAGCUAGAUGAGGACAACGAUUGCAUCGACAUCGACGAGUGCGCGAGCGGCGGCCACGACUGCACCGACGGCACGGAGUGCAGCAACACCAAGGGCUCGUUCCUGUGCCAGGCGCGGGCGCAGUGCGGCGCCGGCUAUCGCCUCGACGACACCGGGGGCUGCGCCGAUGUGGACGAGUGCUCCGCUGAGCAGUCGCCCUGCUCCGGCGAGCUGCCGUGCGUCAACACGGCGGGCUCGUUCCAGUGCGGCGCCCAGCCCAUGCCGUGUGCCCGCGGGUUCAUCGCCAGCCCCAGCACGGGCGCAUGCACAGAUGUGGACGAGUGCACCACGGGCGUGCACGGCUGCGGCGAGGGUCAGCUGUGCCGCAACUCCCUGGGCAGCUACCGCUGCGAGUGCCGGCCCGGCUACCGUCACGACCCGCGCAGCCGCUCGUGCCUCGAUGUGAACGAGUGCGUGCAAGGCUCUGGGAAGCCUUGUGAGCAGCUGUGUGAGAAUACGCAGGGCUCCUUCCGAUGUCUCUGUGCACGGGGGCUGGCGCUCAGCUCUGACGGCAGGACAUGUGAAGAUGUGGACGAGUGCCUGCGCCCGUCCGUGUGCCAGCAGCGGUGCAGCAACACCUACGGCUCGUACCGGUGCCACUGCGAGCAGGGAUAUCGGCGCGGCCCGGGGAACAACAGCGCCACGUGCGAAGACAUUGAUGAAUGCUCCGACGGUGUCAGCGGAGGUGAGGUCUGCACGUACCGCUGCGUGAACACCCCGGGCAGCUACGCGUGCAGGUGUCCCGUGCCGGGCUACACGCUCUCGCCCAAUGGCCACGCGUGUCGAGACAUCGACGAGUGCUCCUCCGGAACUCACAACUGCACCUCCGCCGAGGUCUGCUACAACGUGGCCGGUGGAUUCCGUUGCCUGGCCUACAGCUGCCCGCCCAACUACAAGAAGACGUCGUCCACGCGAUGUGAGCGAAUAUCGUGCGAGGACGACAACGAUCACGACCGCCUCCUUCAUGAGCUGAAGCAGAAGGAGCUGAUUGAGCACCACCACCACCCUCACCCUCACCACCCUCACCACCACCAGGACUGCGCCACGAGCCCUGCGAUCAUCACCUACCACCGCGUGUCCUUCCCGGCGAGCGUGCGUCCUCCGGCUGCGGUGCUACACGUGGGCCCGUCGCGCACGCUGCAUGGCGACAGCGUGCUCCUCUCGGUGUCGCCGCACAGCGAUCCGGGAGCCCACUUCGGGGUGCGGACCCUCGCGGGCCAUCGGGGGGCGCUGUUCCUCCGGCGGCCUCUCAGCGGCGUCGCCGAUUUCCUCCUCGACGUGCAGAUACGGCUGCUGCGGCGCGACCGGCGUGCGCUCAGCCUCCUGGCGAGGGUUUUCGUCGUGGUCACCGACGAUCCGUUCCGCCGUCCGACCGUCGUGGACGGCGGCGGGGAGGGGUGGAAAAUCGUGUAGGGGAGGCGCUGGUGGCCGCGUCGAUUCGUACGCGCGCGUGCGUGUCGUGUGUGUGUUGUGCGUGUUGUGUGUGUGUGUUGUGCGCGCGUGUGUGUUGAAACUUCUUUUGCACCGGACGUAGCCGGCUCUGCUCAUCGGAGGUGCGGGGGGAAGGACAACAACAAACUAAACACAAAAGAGCAGUUCUGAAGGAAUUCGUUUUUCAAUCGAGAUUCGGUCAAAGUGCACAGCUCUCCGGCGGCUUCUUAAUAUCGGAAGCAAGAGCGUUCCAGACGGCCGCGGAAGCGCAUCUGAAAGCGCGUGAGAUGCGGUGACCGUCUUCGAUGGGCAAAACAUUUGAUUGCGCCCCCCUCCCCCCAUCUGUAGCCCCCUACCACAGACCUGGGGGGGGGGGUGUAAUUCCACGUUAAACAAGCCUUAAACCACAACGUUAAACGCCACGAUGAUGUCAUGUGACGGACAAUGUUCCAUCACGUGCCGGUUAAAUUGAAUGAUCCUCGGGAGGGUUGAUUGUAUCCACGGUUAAGUGAAGCGCCCGAAUUGAAUGUCACGGGUUCACUUCCGCGCGCGGUAACUUGUCGGCUUGGCUGAGACCAUCAAUCCGCUUGCCCUUGAGGAGCCGGUUCAAGCACCUGGGUGGCUGUGUAGGGAGUCUUUAAACCCACGAUCUCAGCAAUGUCCGGCUCAGCGCUCUUGACCUCUGACCCAUCUGGCCACCUCAAACCACCACCACCACUACCACCAAUCAUUAAAUCAUCACCACCGCCACCGCCGCUGCUAUCAUCAUAUCAUCAUCAUCUUUAGAGCAAUGUCAAAUGCACCAACGGUACUCAUUUUGUGUUUGAAGCUGCCACCGUCGACGUUUUGAUAUGUGCUGUGUGUCUCGUGACCUCUCAGUCGCUGAAUAAUGUAAGUGGCCGGCUUAAAGGAAUGUCCGAUUGUGCAGGAUCAAUGUUCUUUAACCAGGUGAGUGGCCGCUGAGGUUCAAACGUUGCCAAGACGCCCUGGGUAGAAUAGUUGCACGGGGGAAGGCUAUUUUAUUUUACUUUUUGUUACUUUCUAACUGAACGUUGAUGUAUUAGCUCUGCCCCGUCUGUCUUUCUGUUUGUCCCUCUGUCUUCCUUUGUUUGUCCAUCUGACUUAUCUGUCUGUCUCUAUUAAAGGGUCAAGAUAGCUCGCGUAAAAUGUGACCUGAUAUGAUUAUGAACGUCCCUGUUGAUGCGCUAUAUUGUGCUGUUUCGUGGACGCGCAUUGAAACUAUUCUUGUGCAUUGAAUUUCUUACGCUGCUGAGACAAAGACGGACUACACAUGCAUGACAGCCAUCGUUCUUCAGGAAGUGGCGAUGAUGUGAUCAUGGUCAUUGCGCCAGGAUAGGUGCACACGAAGGACCUCUUGCUCCAUUCCAUCCGCCUAUCCGUUUACUUACUGAACGUUUUCAUUACAUUGUAAGAUUGUUUUUAAUCAGAGAAAUUAACCGGAUAUUAUGACCGCAAGCCCAUCUUAAGCACACUGCACACAUAUUUAUAUUUCAGGCGUUACUUUUAUAUAAUUUGCUUUGUAGACUAUUCUUGUGUUUGCGUAUAUAUUGGAUGCUGUAAAGCAGAGGUGUGGACUCGAGUCAUGUGACUUGGACUCGAGUCAGACUCGAGUCAUGAAUUUGAUGACUUCAGACUCGACUUGAACUUGCAUAACAAUUACUUUGUCCCACCUUUACAGUGUAAAGCAUUUCAAGAAAGCCAUACGAUUUCUGUUUAAGUGAGAAUAUUAAUUUUCAGUGUACAAUGUCGGUCAAUUCUGCGAAUUUACCAGCCACGUUUAUCGAGUUAAAACUCAGUUGAUCGUCAGGACUGUGUGUGGUGUGGUAAAGUGUGGGUACCCCCACCUCGACGGAGACGUCUGCCCAGCAUGGAAGAGUAGGCCAAGCGCUCUCUAGAAGGGCCCUCCAUGGCCAACACGUACAUACAUGCAUUCACACACAACGUCAAUGUUUCAACAUCAAUGCAUCAACACAUACAUUCGCACAUACAUUCAUCAGUGCAUAAAUGCAUCAAGAUCAAUGCUUUUAACGCACACAUCAACGCGUGAAUGCAUUCACAUAUACAUGCAUCAAUGUAUCAACAUCAUUGCAUCAAUGCAUCCACGCACACCUUACAAUGUGGGCCUGGAUUGGCCUGUUGGCAAAUUCACAUUUUGAUUUUAAAAAAAAUUAGCCAAAAUAUGCACUGAUGUGUCCCAUUACGAACAAUGUGGCAUUCGCCCAUGUAAUGGACCAAAAACGAAUUGCUAUCAAGCCAAGGUAUCAAAACGUCAGUCAUGCUGAGUUAUUGAACGGCGAAUAAGAGACAUUGCUUUGACAGCUCACUCGUUUCAGGUGGUUAUCACCUAAUUCACUAUGAGUGGCCACACAGACAUUGGAACGGCUAAAGUUAUGCCACCUCAGAUGGCAUCGGCUAAAAUGAAACAUCUGGUCUGGGCUAGUGGAGAAUAAAUCCCUUCUGAGUUGCAACCGAUUCGUGAAUAUUAAGUCUGAGCCUACGCGCGCACAUUUAUGUUCGUUGUGCACGCGUGUAUCGAUUCACAGCCACCAAAGUCGCGGUCCGAAUUCAAUAAAUGAUUCUCAUUUGAACUUUAAUGCCUCCAGUGGCUGCACUGAUCACGUGAACCGCCGUCCACUCUUAGACGCACGUUUCGCAACUUUGCAAAAACGAUACGAAUGGGUACUUUGUUACACCCAGAGUAUACAUAUAGAGACCCGUAGCUUAUUUAUAUAGACGCGUGUGUCUGUGCUGUCUUCAAGUGUGCACGCCUUGUAUUUAUACGGAUCAACAACCUCGCAUUUAUUUCCAUUUAUUCCCACAUAAAUA
Lethenteron reissneri (Far Eastern brook lamprey) is the source of this 7224-nucleotide messenger RNA. RefSeq names its product fibulin-2-like. Gene Ontology annotation, molecular function: calcium ion binding. Gene Ontology annotation, cellular component: extracellular region. The record is from RefSeq and is a predicted model, not a curated record. Lineage: Eukaryota; Metazoa; Chordata; Hyperoartia; Petromyzontiformes; Petromyzontidae.